AUAAACAUAAUGGUUACGUAGACAAAGACGAUCAUUUAAGAAAAAAAUACGGACUCCCUAUACACGCAUUCAACACCGAGGAUGAGGUUUCUAAUCUGCUUUGUCACUUUGUUUGCAUUUGCGAACUGCUUUAAUGUAGAGCGCGCUGCCAGUUGUCCAUUGUUUUGUCCUAUGAAUUACGCUCCAUUGUGUGGUACAGACGGCAAAACCUACAGUAACGAGUGUGAACUACAUGUCUCCAACUGCCUACACAAAACACAAGUCACUAAAGAUUACAAUGGUAUGUGUGGUGGCGAUGCUCUUCAACCAGUAGCCGUGUCACGCUGAUUUAUAAUUAAAUCGGCAUUAUACUGCUGAAAAAAU
Molecule: messenger RNA, 363 nt
Organism: Saccostrea cuccullata (small rock oyster)
Lineage: Eukaryota; Metazoa; Mollusca; Bivalvia; Ostreida; Ostreidae
Product: turripeptide Ici9.1-like
Exons: 3
Coding region: 82-327 (81 amino acids)
Biological process (GO): cell differentiation; multicellular organism development
Molecular function (GO): protein binding
Source: RefSeq, a predicted model, not a curated record